AUGGCAACUUCCACUGAUUUGAAUAUAAAUAUGCAACAAGAGGUUGAGGUCGUCGACUUCUCAAAGCGAGCUCAGUGGCUCCGUGCCGCUGUGUUGGGCGCAAAUGACGGCUUGCUUUCAACGGCAUCGCUCAUGAUGGGUGUCGGUGCCGUCCGCAAGGACACCAAGUCUAUGGUGCUUAGCGGGGUGGCGGGGCUGAUCGGCGGGGCCUGUAGCAUGGCCAUAGGGGAGCUCGUAUCUGUGUACUCGCAGUACGACAUCGAGGUGGCCCAAAUCAAGAGAGAGGACAGGAAUGGAACCCUAGGAGCCGAAGAAAUGGAUGCGAGGAAGGAGAUGCUUCCGAGCCCAUGGCAGGCGGCGGGGGCAUCGGCACUGGCCUUUGCAGUGGGAGCGCUGGUACCGCUCCUGGCAGCGGCGUUCGUAACGGUAUACAAGGUGAGACUGGCAGUGGUGAUAGCAGCGGUAAGCAUGGCAUUGAUAGGGUUCGGCUGGUUGAGCGCGGUGCUAGGGAAAGCGCCGGUGGCGAAGUCGGUUUCUAGGGUGCUGGUUGGAGGGUGGUUGGCCAUGGGGAUCACCUUUGGUUUGACCACGCUGAUUAACGUGGCUGGUUUGAAGCUGUCGGCUUGCCCUGCUGUAUCUUCUUUGGUCGUAAUUGAUGUAGUCCUCUCGCUGGCUUUGUUCGAAGAAACUUCAUUCUAG
Molecule: messenger RNA, 699 nt
Organism: Eucalyptus grandis
Lineage: Eukaryota; Viridiplantae; Streptophyta; Magnoliopsida; Myrtales; Myrtaceae
Product: vacuolar iron transporter homolog 4
Exons: 3
Coding region: 1-699 (232 amino acids)
Biological process (GO): intracellular manganese ion homeostasis
Cellular component (GO): membrane
Molecular function (GO): manganese ion transmembrane transporter activity; iron ion transmembrane transporter activity
Source: RefSeq, a predicted model, not a curated record